AUGGGCAAAAACCGAGGCAAAGGACGAUGAACGCUAGCUGAGCACCAACGUUAUAAAGAAGCUUAUAAAUCUUGCAAAACCUGAAAAGAAAUUUCAACGAAGGUAGGCACCAGAACUCCUGAGCAAUGUUUAUCGCACCAUCAAAAGAUGAGAUUAAAGAGAAGUAAGGAAUCACCCCAACAGUAAAUUUUAUAUUAGAAAAGAUGCGAGCACGCAAUAUGAUAUAGAUACAAACUCUGCCAGUGAGCUAUGCUCGACAUUAGAAGAAUGUCGAUUUUUGAUGCCAUCAGCCUCAACUGAUAUCCCAGUUGAUCCUUCAAUAUUUGAUAGCGAUUCUAUUUUGAAUGAGCCAUAG
This is a messenger RNA of Blepharisma stoltei, 355 nucleotides long. The record is from the annotation of a GenBank genome assembly. Lineage: Eukaryota; Ciliophora; Heterotrichea; Heterotrichida; Blepharismidae.